Messenger RNA from Panicum virgatum (switchgrass), 1221 nucleotides. Its product is annotated as protein NYNRIN-like. The transcript is spliced from 2 exons. Gene Ontology annotation, biological process: DNA integration. The record is from RefSeq and is a predicted model, not a curated record. Bases 1 to 1221 code for a protein of 406 amino acids. Gene Ontology annotation, molecular function: nucleic acid binding. NCBI's taxonomy places the organism in Eukaryota, Viridiplantae, Streptophyta, Magnoliopsida, Poales, Poaceae.
AUGGAGAUAAAUGUUGUGCGAUUCUCCGAAGAGUACUACACCGUUUCGGAGGAGGAGGAAGCGGCUCUUCUGGAUUUCGGGCCACGCGAGGUUGUAUUCCAGAAGUCAAAGGAAUCGUACAAUCACUUGAAAGCCCUUUAUAUGAGGGGGCACAUUAAUGGAAGACCGAUUUCUCGCAUGCUUGUUGAUGGAGGGGCAAUAGUAAAUUUGAUGCCCUAUUCAUUGUACAAGAAGCUUGGAGGGACAGAUGAAGAGCUAAUCAAGACGAACAUAACGGUCAGCGGCAUAGGUGGAGUCGACCCUAUUGGUGCUAAAGGGGUGGCUUCGAUGGAGUUGACCGUGGGAAGCAAGACGCUAGCAACAGCCUUCUUCGUCUCCGAGGUGCAAGGGCAUCGCUUCAUGUUGGCAGCGACGGAUUAUUUUACUAAAUGGACCGAAGCGGUACCUUUGAAGAAUAUGACACAUAGAGAGGUAAUUGAGUUCAUUACGGAUCAUAUUAUUCAUAAAUUCGGCAUUCCUCAAACUUUGACAAUAGAUCAAGGUUCGUCAUUUAUUUCAAAGGAGGUACGAGAAUUUGCCGAAUCUUACAAAAUUAAGAUAUUCCAUUCAUCUCCAUAUUAUGCUCAGGCCAAUGGUCAGGCCGAGUCUAGUAGCAAGAUUUUGAUAAAGCUCAUCAAGAAAAAGAUAGAAGAAAAUCCUAAGAGGUGGCAUGAGGUUUUAUCCGAAGCAUUAUGGGCUCAUCGUAUAUCUAGACAUGGUGCUACUAAAGUUAUUCCUUUUAAGCUUGUUUAUGGUCAAGAGGCCGUUUUACCCAUUGAGGUAAAUCUGGACGCUUAUAGAUUGGCUAAACAAAAUGACCUUUUCGCUGUUGAUUAUCAUGACUUGAUGAUGGAUAAUAUUGAUGAAGUGAGCGACAAGCGGUUGCAAGCUUUGAAGGAAAUUGAGAAGGACAAGCUUCGGAUGGCUAAAGCUUAUAACAAGAAGGUAAGGCCUAAAUCUUUUCAAAUUGGUGAGCUAGUUUGGAAGACAAUUCUGCCUCUUAGGACAAAGAGCAAUAAGUUUGGCAAGUGGUCGCCGGCUUGGGAUGGUCCAUACAAGAUUGUCAAUGUUAUCUUCGGAAAUUCUUAUAUGGUGGAGACGCUACAAGGAGAAUGUCUACCCAGGGCGCUGAAUGGGAGAUACUUGAAGAAAUACUACCCAAGUGUUUGGCAAGACGCUUGA